AUGCCUCUUCUUGCGCAGAACCCGAAGCGUCGAGUAAUCCUAGGUCUCAUGACAUUCGGAGAGGAUGAAGCAGCCGGCGCGAGAAUUACCUCUUUGGACGAAUACAAUAAAGCUCUCGACCAUCUACAAGGGGCCGGGUACAAUGAAGUUGACACUGCACGGGCUUAUAUUGGUGGAAAACAGGAAGCCUUCACUCGUAAAGCCCAUUGGAAGGAGAGAGGUCUUACUUUGGCGACCAAAGUCUAUCCAAGCCAGCCUGGCACUCACAAACCAGAUGUCCUCACUGCUGAGUUUGAGACAAGCUUGAAAGAGUUGGGCACAGAUUGUGUCGAUAUCUUUUAUCUUCAUGCUCCUAAACCCUCGAGGCAGUCAACAAGCUUCAUAAACAGCGAGUAUUCCGCGCUUCAUGAGAGAUUCAUAGCUAACUAUAUCUGUAGAGGGAAAUUUGUUAAGCUUGGUCUUAGUAAUUUCACUGCAUUCGAGGUCGCAGAGGUUGUAAUGCAUUGCAAAUACAACAACUGGGUUCGACCUACUAUCUAUCAGGGGAUGUACAAUGCGAUCACUCGCAAUAUUGAACAAGAACUCAUUCCAGCUUGCAAACGUUAUGGAUUGGAUGUUGUGAUCUACAACCCCAUCGCAGGGGGUCUGUUCUCAGGCAAAUACAAGACCAAGGACAUUCCAGAAGAGGGUCGUUUCAGUGAGACUUCGAAGUCUGGUCAAAAUUACCGCCAGAGAUAUUUCAGAGAUGGCAUGUUUGACGCUUUGGCUAUCAUUGAGCCAGUCGUUGAGAAGCAUGGAUUGAGAAUGCCUGAGGUGGCGUUAAGAUGGGUGGUGAAUCACUCGGCAUUGAAUAUCAAGGACGGCAAUGAUGGUGUAAUUGUCGGGGUCAGCUCGGUAGAUCAACUUGACCAGAAUUUGAAGGAUCUUGAAAGCGGUCCUCUUCCCGAGGAAGUUGUAGAAGCAUUAGACAAAGCUUGGAGCGUCAGCAAGGGCGAUCAACCAAACUACUGGCAUUUGGCAUUGAAAUAUACUUAUGAUACACGAAAGGCUCUUUUCGGAGUAUAA
Messenger RNA from Lachnellula hyalina, 1065 nucleotides. It is a transcript of the gene Akr7a2, whose product is annotated as Aflatoxin B1 aldehyde reductase member. The transcript has 5 exons. The coding region runs from base 1 to 1065 and encodes 354 amino acids. The record is from RefSeq and is a predicted model, not a curated record. Gene Ontology annotation, molecular function: oxidoreductase activity. NCBI's taxonomy places the organism in Eukaryota, Fungi, Ascomycota, Leotiomycetes, Helotiales, Lachnaceae.